Messenger RNA from Microcebus murinus (gray mouse lemur), 2465 nucleotides. It is a transcript of the gene CPA4, whose product is annotated as carboxypeptidase A4. Gene Ontology annotation, biological process: proteolysis. Gene Ontology annotation, molecular function: metallocarboxypeptidase activity; zinc ion binding. Lineage: Eukaryota; Metazoa; Chordata; Mammalia; Primates; Cheirogaleidae. The record is from RefSeq and is a predicted model, not a curated record.
AUGAGGUGGAUCCUGUUCUUUGGGGCCCUUAUUGGGACCAGCCUCUGUGGCCGAGAAAAAUUUUGGGGGGACCAAGUUUUUAGGAUUAAUGUCAGAAAUGGAGACGAGAUCAGCAAACUGAGUCAGCUAGUGAAUUCGGACAAUUUUAAGCUCCAUGUCUGGCAAUCUCCCUCCACCUUCGGUCGGCCUGUGGAUGUCCUGGUCCCGUCUGUCAGUCUGCAGCUGGUCAAAUCCUUCCUGGCGUCCCAGGGCCUGGAAUACUCAGUGACAAUUGAAGACCUGCAGGCCCUUUUAGAUAAUGAAGAUGAAGAAAUGCAACACAAUGAAGGGCAAGAACGGAGUGGCAAUAACUUCAACUAUGGGGCUUACCAUUCUCUGGAAGCUAUUUACCGCGAGAUGGACAGCAUUGCCGCAGACUUUCCUGCCUUGGCAAGCAGGGUGAAGAUUGGACAUUCAUUUGAAAACCGGCCGCUAUAUGUCCUGAAGUUCAGCACCGGGGAAGGCCGGCGGCCGGCCAUCUGGCUGAACGCGGGCAUUCAUUCCCGAGAGUGGAUCUCCCAGGCCACCGCGAUCUGGACGGCGAGGAAGAUUGUAUCUGAUUACCAGAAGGAUCCAGCUAUCACCUCCAUCUUGGAGAGAAUGGAUAUUUUCCUGUUGCCUGUGGCCAAUCCUGAUGGAUAUGUGUACACUCAAACUAAAAACCGAUUCUGGAGGAAGACACGGUCCCUAAAUCCUGGAAGCCCCUGCGUUGGCACCGACGCGAAUAGGAACUGGAACGCCAGUUUUGCAGGAAAAGGAGCCAGUGACAACCCUUGCUCCGAAGUGUACCAUGGACCCCACCCCAAUUCGGAAGUGGAGGUGAAAUCGGUGGUAGAUUUCAUCCAAAAGCAUGGGAAUUUCAAAUGCUUCAUCGACCUGCACAGCUACUCGCAGCUGCUGCUGUAUCCGUACGGGUACACAGUCAAAAAUGCCCCGGAUGCUGACGAGCUGGACGUGGUGGCCAGGCAUGCGGCCAAGGCUCUGGCUUCCCUGUCGGGCACUGAGUACCAAGUGGGUCCCACCGCCACCACCAUCUAUCCAGCCAGUGGGAGCAGCCCCGACUGGGCAUACGACAACGGCAUCAAGUAUGCCUUCACGUUUGAGUUGAGAGAUACCGGGCACUACGGCUUCCUCCUGCCGGCCAGCCAGAUCAUCCCCACCGCGGAGGAGACCUGGCUGGGACUGAGGAGCAUCAUGGAGCACGUGCGGGACCACCUCUACUAGGCGAGGACCCCGCUUCCUCUACAUCUAUUUGUACCCAUACGCGCGCACACCGAGGCCACCGUCAAAGCCGCUCAUUCCUUCCCGAGUGAGCCGGAGCCCUCUGGGCCUGCAGAGUUCACAGGCCUGCCCCUCUCCAGCCCGCGCCCUGGAGUCGUGCGCCCUGGCCCUGGCCCUGGCCCUGUGCCAGGUGCUGUGCCCGCUGCUGGAUUUUGGUGCUGCUGCUGAGCCUUUGUCCGCCUCUCCGUCCACAUGGCUGGCUGGGCGGCCACACUGAGGGCCAUCCCUUCCCGGGGAGCAAGCCUCUACCUCAUUUUUAGGACAGAACCAGCUGAGAUGGUUCUGUAGCCAAACUACACGGGAGGCACAGUGGGAGGCAAUGCUUAUCUUUGGUGGAUCUCAAAGAUGAUGCAGAACUUUAAUUUCUCCCACUCCUUUCGGAAUAUGGUUUUCUUUGAGCAAUGAAUCCUGUGGGGUCAUCAGGAUAGGUCUCUCCUCCUGGCCCCUUUCUUUUUAGUCUGAAUACAAAGUAGAGGAUCACUCUCCGCCACCGGGCUGGGAAUUUCUAGAUACCACAGUUCUUAUCCUUUUUGUCCCUUCAUUAUUCAGUGUCACUGGGAUGGCAGGAGGGGAUCUAUGUCCCUCUAGGCGCUGCUCUCCAAGGAAGGCUGGACGAAGAGGUGACCGAAGUCUCAGGAUGGCUAAAUUAGCCCCAUCUGUCCUGAGGGACACCCCUCCUCUUUGCCUUUUGAACUCACUUCAAAGAUCUUGCCCUCACCCUCCAGGUCCUAAAUCAUUCCCCUGGUCUGGAUAAUCUCACUGCCUCGGCACAUUCCUGUUUGUGCUCUGGUGUUUGCUUCUCCCGGCGUGUGUGUGUGUGUGUGUGUGUGUGUGUGUGUGUGCGCGCGCGGAUGCGUGCGUGUGCGUGCAUGUGCACGCACGUGUGUGUUUAAAGUUGUCCUCUUCUAUUGUGUAUCCCGGACCAUGAGCACCUAAGUGGAGCAAGAAUUCAUCAGUCAGAUGCCUCUUGUUCCAUUUCUCUUCUGUAUGCACCAUCUGUCCUUUUUUGUUUUUUGUUUUUGUUUUGUUUUUGGUUUUUCUGCUUUUUCUUUUCAAACAUGUCUGUAAAUCUUCACCUUCUGCCUAGGAUUUGGGCAGCAUCUGUUGUGUACUCAGAAGCCAAUAAAUAUUCAGUAUGAGUCUCA